This is a messenger RNA of Rotaria sp. Silwood1, 270 nucleotides long. The record is from the annotation of a GenBank genome assembly. Lineage: Eukaryota; Metazoa; Rotifera; Eurotatoria; Philodinida; Philodinidae.
AUGGUGUUAAUACUUACACGUAUUUAUACAUUAUUACAACGACCAAAUAAAAAUACAAAUCCAUUAAAUAAUGAACAUGUUAAUAAAGAACAAACAAUAAUUGAUAGUUCAUCAAUAAUAUCAUCAUCAGAUAAUAUUCUUAUUGAACUUGUUGAAGAAUUAUAUGCACGUACUAAACAAUCAUCAACAUUACCAUAUGAAGCUUUACUUUUAUUACGUCCUUCAUCAUUAUUACUUGAACACAUUAGUUUUUUUUCGUGCUUUAAUUAA